Messenger RNA from Phycodurus eques (leafy seadragon), 2387 nucleotides. RefSeq names its product tapasin-related protein-like. The record is from RefSeq and is a predicted model, not a curated record. The transcript is spliced from 8 exons. The coding region runs from base 53 to 1354 and encodes 433 amino acids. Lineage: Eukaryota; Metazoa; Chordata; Actinopteri; Syngnathiformes; Syngnathidae.
GUAAACCGAUACCUAGUGCUGGGAAAGCAAGUCAGAGACGUCUCGUGUAGUCAUGUGUUUGCUAAAGAUAUUAACUUUAUUUUUAUUCAUAUGUGCCGGUGUCCAGUAUGCUAACCCUCUGUCAUGGCUGCCCUGUACAUUCAGUGAAUAUAUUGUGCAUGUAAAUAGUGAAGGUGCGCGUGACAUUCAACUCCAUCAAAGAUCUGACAUUCUGCAAUUUGGUCAGCGGGGAGACAGUCCUGUUAACCCUCACGCCGUCACUUUCCUUGUCAUUGAAUCCAAAACAAACCUGUUGAGCUAUUUGAAGGACAUGGAAGCGGAUCAGGUGGAUUGUGGCAUUCGGAGAGCCGACACAGAGAGCGCCCACGUGAAAUGGCCGGGCCAGAAGUCUCAUGAGUGCAACUCUUGGUUCAGCAUCACCCUGACACACACCAAAGAUCUGUUCACUGUCUCUGGAAUCCUCAGACACCCAUGUGAGCCCCCACCCUCCGGACAGCAGGAUGUCCGCAAUUGGCCUGCGAUUGAGGAUGGACAGACGCUCAUUACUUCAGUUGCAGUGAUCAUGAAAACACAAACUCCAACAAUGACAUCAGGACUGGGGUUCCAAAAAAAGCUCCACUGCCAGUUUGCUGUUGACCACAAGAGACCAAACGUGAGCGUGCAGUGGUACCAGCAGUACCAUGGAGAACGACGCAAUCUCUUCAGUCAUGCCAGCCACACUCGGCAAAGUGAGGGAAGGGGAGUUGAACUGAGGAAUCUAGCAGGUGGUGACCUUUCUUACAUCCUCCCCUUCACUGAAGUCAAGCAUGCAGGGACAUACGUGUGCUUCGUGUCAGUAUUUCCGCUGUCUUCCAGCCUUCAUAUCAGGCUACAAAUUCAAGAGUCCCCCCAGGUGUCCCUCAAUGUUGCUCCCACUCUUACAUUGCAAGAAGGUGAGAUGAAGAAGGUGGUUUGUGAGGCAGAAAAUUACUACCCUCUGGACGUGCACAUAGUAUGGUAUGAGCAGGACCCGGCAACCUCCGGCCAGAGAGUUGGCACUCCUCUCCCGAAGGCGCUCGACAAUAUCCUGCUCUCCAGUCACAAAAACAACAUGGACAAGACCUUCUCGCUAUCGGGUUUCUUCUAUCUCCAGGCUUCGCUCAGACAAUCAGGGCAUCAGUUUACGUGCAAGGUCUCCCAUCAGUCUCUGCGAAUGCCCAUCAAGAAGAGUUUCAUUCUGAUAGUUGAAGAACCUACCAGCUGGUUCACACUCACUAUUUGCAGCAUUGUGGUCAUACUGCUGUCUGUCCUGUAUUUUAUGCUAAGAUACCUCCACCAAGCUAGAAAGUAUUCAUUGCAGAAAAAGCCAUACUGAUUGUACCUCAUGGACAGAGAAGAACACCCAGAAGCAGCCAAAUCUUUUUCCCCUCAUUUUACAAAAAAAAAACAACAAAAAAAGUUGCUGCAGGGGGAGAUUAUGGCUACAAAAAAAGGAAACACAAAACACAAUUGUGGAGUUAGUCCUUUAGUUUAGAUCAGUCAAAAUACAAUAGUUUAGUAGGCCUUAAGUGUGCUUCAAAAACAAGACAGGUUGUGUUCCAUCCAUCCAUCCAUCCAUUUUCUGAGCCGCUUCUCCUCACGAGGGUCGCGGGCGUGCUGGAGCCUAUCCCAGCUGUCAUCGGGCAGGGUACACCCUGAACUGGUUGCCAGCCAAUCGCAGGGCACAUACAAACAAACAACCAUCCGCACUCACAUUCACACUUACGGGCAAUUUAGAGUCUCCAAUUCAUGCAUGUUUUUGGGAUGUGGGAGGAAACCGGAGUGCCCGGAGAAAACCCACGCAGGCACGGGGAGAACAUGCAAACUCCACACAGGCGGGGCCGGGGAUUGAACCCGGGUCCUCAGAACUGUGAGGCUGACGCUCUAACCAGUCGCCCACUGUGCCGCAGUUUGUAUUCCUAAAAAGUAUAUUUAAUAUUUAUGUAAGCUACUGUAACAUUUACAGUUUGAACAUCAACACUGUCCUUAAAUUUAGAUGAUCACUGAGAUGAAGUCCCACAAGAAAUGCUGAAAAUAAUGUGAGAUUUGCUGACAUCUUGCAUGAUGUCACACACGAUGAUGCUUCAACCUCCAAGUUUUUGUACUGCUUUUGAGACCUUAGGUUUCCGAACUAUACAAUCUUUAGGGGCAUUUUACUUUGAAGGGUACACUUUAAUGACUCCCAUCUUAUUUGGAUUUUCUUUUGGCGUCUGUUGCGCAAAAACGAUUCUUUAAGUUUCCAUCUGUUCGUGACAACAAGCUGAAGCUCACUUGUGUUCAACAGCAGGACAACAAUCCAAAAUACACCAGCAAGUCAACUUGUGAAUGUUUUAAAAAAAAAAAAAAAAAAAAAAAAAAAAGUAGUCAAA